UGUGGCACCCUGCGCUGAUCGCAGAGCCCAGCACCCGCCCGGCUGCGGUCUGGGUGGAAUCCAACUACAAUCGCCUUUCCAAAACCACCACCGAAACGCCGGCGCGCUGUGAGCGGCGCUCUGUGAGCGGCGCGCCCGGUUCCCCGCGCUCCCCUGGCGGGGCCGGAGGGGCCAUGCGGGGGCUGCGCGGGGCUCCGCCGGCGGCGCUGCCGCUGCUGCUGCUGGCGCUGACCCCAGCGCGCCCGCACCCGCAGUGCCUGGACUUCAAGCCGCCGUUCCGGCCGCCCCGGGGCCUCGCCUUCUGCCGCCGCUACGCCGACUUCGGGUGCUGCGACCGGCGCCGCGACCGCGCCCUGCUCCAGCGCUUCUACCGCCUCAGCGCCCGCCUCGACGAGCGCAGCUACGCGGCCUGCGCCGGGCACCUGCAGGACCUGCUCUGCCAGGAAUGUUCUCCAUAUGCAGCUCACUUGUAUGACGCUGAGGAUCCCUCCACCCCCGUGCGAACGAUACCAGGACUUUGCCAAGACUACUGCCUGCAAGUGUGGCAAAAAUGCCGCCCCAUUUUUCGCUAUCUCUCUGCAGACCAAGAGUUAAUUGCACUGGAGAACAACGUGGCAAAAUUCUGCCGCUACCUGUCCUUGGAGGACACAGACUACUGCUUUCCACACCUGCUGGCUAACCAUGACCUUAACCAAAACCUGGGGUUAGUGACUGCCGACGCAGAGGGCUGUCUCCAGCUCUGCCUCGUGGAGGUUGCUAAUGGGCUGCGCAAUCCCGUUGCGAUGGUACACGCCAACGAUGGCACCCACAGGUUCUUCAUUGCAGAACAGGUUGGCCUGGUGUGGACCUACCUCCCUGAUCGAUCCAGGCUUGAAAAACCAUUUCUGAACAUCAGUGAAGCUGUUCUUACCUCACCUUGGGAAGGAGAUGAGAGAGGUUUUCUAGGUAUUGUCUUCCAUCCUAAAUUCAAAUUUAAUGGUAAAGUGUAUGUCUACUAUUCAGUUGAAGUUCAUUAUGAAGAGAGAAUCCGAAUCAGUGAGUUCAGAAUUUCUCCUGCUGACAUGAAUACUUUGGACCAUGGUUCUGAAAGGAUAAUCCUGGAAAUAGAAGAACCUGCUUCCAACCAUAAUGGAGGAGAGCUGCUCUUUGGAGAUGAUGGCUAUCUCUAUAUAUUUACUGGAGACGGAGGCAUGGCUGGGGAUCCUUUUGGGACCUUUGGAAAUGCCCAGAACAAAUCAACCCUGCUGGGCAAAGUGCUGCGGAUCGACGUUAACAACAAUGACCGCGGGCCUCUGUACCGAAUCCCUCCAGACAAUCCUUUUCUUGAUGACCCUAAGGCUCGCCCUGAAAUUUAUGCAUAUGGAGUGAGAAAUAUGUGGCGCUGCUCUUUUGAUAGGGGUGAUCCUCACACCAAAGAAGGGAAAGGGCGGCUCUUCUGUGGAGAUGUGGGACAGAAUAAAUACGAAGAAAUCGACAUCGUCGAGAAAGGGAAAAAUUACGGUUGGAGGGCGAGGGAAGGGUUCAGCUGUUAUGAUAAAAAACUUUGCACCAAUUCUUCAAUGGAUGACGUGCUUCCAAUUUAUGCGUAUCCACACAAAAUGGGGAAAUCUGUUACAGGAGGCUAUGUCUAUCGGGGCUGUGAGUCUCCGAACUUGAAUGGCCUGUACAUAUUUGGUGAUUUUAUGAGUGGGCGCCUGAUGUCUUUGAAGGAGGAUCAUGCUACCGGAGAAUGGCAGUACAGUGAAAUCUGUAUGGGGACAGGACAGACAUGCAUGUUUCCUGGGCUUAUCAAUAAUUAUUAUCAGUACAUCAUCUCCUUUGCUGAAGAUGAAGCAGGGGAACUUUACUUCAUGUCUACUGGCAUACCAAGUGCCACAGCUCCCCAUGGAGUGGUAUACAAAGUAGUGGACACCUCUAGGAGAGCACCACCAGGAAAAUGCCGAAUUGAGCCGUUGACAGUGAAAGUAAAAAGCAAGCGCAUCCAGUUUGUGCCAAAGGAGAAGCUCAUUGUGAAAACACCAACACCACGUCCCCAACUGAAGACCACGACCAAGGCCCCACAGGCAGGUGGGCCAGACCCUGAAAUCCACCACACACCAGCUGUGGACUGGGUGGGCCAAGCCCCACCACCGCUGGGGAACCGAAGCAGGACGCCCACCACACCAGCACCCAGCGGCAAGACCACCAAGCCCAGGACGGGAGGGGAGAGGAAGAGGCAGCACAGGAAGAAGAAGCCCCCCACCACUGCCCCACCACUGCAAAAUGGUGCUGUGCGACUGAUGGAGCAGCAGAGCCAUGGCCGGAGCCAGGGCCGGGUGGAGAUUUACAUCAAUGGUGAGUGGGGCACAGUAUGUGAUGAUGGCUGGGGCUCACCUGCUGCCGCUGUGGUGUGCCGCCAGCUGGGCUUUCCCUACGUGGUGCGGGCCAGCAAGAAGGCAGAAUUUGGAGAAGGAACCUCCCUUCGCAUUCUCCUGGAUGAUGUUCAGUGCUUAGGGCAGGAGAAGACGCUACUGGAGUGCUCCCAUGCCGACAUUGGCACGCACAACUGCUCCCAUGAGGAGGACGCUGGCGUGGUGUGCAGCCGGGAGGAGGUGGCAGACUGGUGACAGAGCAGCUGAACACAUCCCCUUCCUGCCCAACUCUCUAAACCAGCGACAGUAACGAGGAUGCUGCAUCUGUUUGAAGGGGUCUUGCUGUUUUCUUUAUGCUCAUCUUCAUGUUUCUGCCUUCAGGGGGAAAGAAAAAGUAAAAUGAAGCAGUGACUUGAGUAUGUUAUGGGCAGAGUGCGUUUGCGUGGAGGGUUUUUUAUAAGAAACCUCCAAACAUCAGCCAUUAUAGAUGAGAAAAAAUACGCAUCCUCUUGCCCUUUCACCUUUCAAAAUACAGCAUUCACCAGCCAUGCUUCACAGUGUUUUGCCGAAAAAAAAAGAAUUCCUGAAUGACCACAUUUUACUCUUGCUUAUGGAAGCAUUUGCAUUGUUUCGCUUGCUUUAACACCUGCAGCUCUGAAUGGUGGUUUCUAAGUAUAUGUAAAUCUGUGCCUUUCUUUGUAGAAUACAAGAGUAGAAUUUUUUCUUUAACUUUCCAUGGUUGAAAGGAAAAUGAUUAUUCUGCUAUGUUUUUUAUUGGUAUAAACCUAUUGGUUAUCAAAGAUAACUGUGUCUAAGCAAAAUCAGAUAAAUUCGAAAACAAUCAUAGCAUACUGCCUGGAAAAUAGUUCUGCAGUUUACACUAGCCUAAGUCAAAAGAAAAUGUGGAGUUUUUUACAUGAACAAGAUGGUUAUCCAGUUUAACCCUGAAGAUACUUUGUACGUGUUUCUCUACUUUCCCAAAGGUUGUGAAGCCACAUGUUUUUGCAUUCAGUUUUCACAGGUGUGAAUGACUGGACAAGAGGUAAUGUAGUGGGGUAACAAUCCUGUAAUAUUCACCCCUUUUUAAAGGAUGUAAAAAGAAAGUAAACCUCAUUUUGUCUGAAAUGUCUUUUUCACCUGAGUGGUGAUUGGAGACACGUAUUCUUGUCUUGUGGUCUCCCUGCAUUUGGUAGUAUUCUGCCAGGUUAUGAUUUUUCCCUGAUACAAUCGAGAUAAGUUUUAUCUUGCUGCUUACACAAGAAUGCGAGAAAGACAAAAUGAAACAUGCAAAAAGACUAGCGCAUACAGGAAAGUUCACAAGCCAAACCUUGUAUCUAAAGCUCUGACUGUGGAUGCUUAUUUUAAUUCCCAAUUUCAGGUUGACAGUGUCCUGUUAAGCCUAAAACAUUGACGUAUAUGGUAAUUUAAUGUUUUAAAUAUUUUUCCUGAAUUUUCUGAUACUUUUUGAUAGUAAAGAACACCUUCACUAUACAAAACCAUAAAAAUAGCACUCCCUACUUCUUAUGAAUUAUAAAGGGGAGAACAGACAUCUAAAGUGCCUUUUGCAAAAUACUACUCUCUUUUCAUUGGAAAACUUACAAAUACCAUAAGGGACCUGACUGUCAUUAGGCUUUUCCCAUUGCAGUGAAGGUGCAAACACAUUUGCUUAGAGUGCAGAAAUUCACUUCAGGCACAUCAAAACAUUCAGGGGACAAGAAAGUCCUUUCUGAAUUCUCCUUUUAAAAGAGUUGGCACCUGUUGAGCUGAUGGGACUAGCAGGCUGGAAGAAAACAGAAAGUGGAGAUGCAGUCUUUCGUCUUCGAAGUUCUUCUGCUUUAUUUGGCUCCUUAGCCAAAUUUCAGCUAGUUCUAGCUGUGAGAUUUUAAGGAGAAUCUUGGUCAUAUUUGUGCUUAAAAUCUUCUGGGUAGAAAAAAAGCUCUGCACAACAGAAUUUGGUCUAAAGGACUUGAAAUUAUUCAAGAAUAUCUGCCACAGACCAGUCAGACAGGAAUUUUAUCAUCAUUUUCCAGGUACUUAGGUAUGUUUUUUUCUAAUUUAACUGUUAGUUAUCGUGCACCUGCUUUAGUCCAUUUGAUCCUCCUGAGCAUAGGCAGACGCCACCUACAUCGUGCACAUUGGUGGUGGUGACUGCCACCAAUCCCUGUCUGGCAGUCCCUCAGCGGCAGGCAGUCUCUGGCGACAGCUAAAGUCAUGUUUAAGGCAUCCCAUGAGGAGCAGCCAUCGAUAAGAGCAAUGUGUGCCAUGGCCUGGCUGACAGCAAACACGGAGCCCUACACCCCUGGUGUUUGCUGCUGGCAUUAGGUGGGUGCUGCCAGUGUCACAGGGGAGAUAUUUAUCAGCAGAGGAAGAGACAAGACUUGCAAGUAAUUUGCCCCCCUCCCCCUUUAUCCUUUCUCCCGGCCUUCAAGUGUGUGUCAGCUCAGUACGCAUGGAUGUGUGUGCGUUUCCAUACCUGCCAGCUCAGUACACUGUUAUGAUGGUGGGAAGACCUUUCUGACCAUCGUGGUCCCUCCCAAGCUUAAAACAUUUCUACUCUUAAAUCCUGGUAUUUGUCAGUCUAGUUCCUUGAUAUUUAUAAAAUGAGCUUGUUGUGUUCAGAGAACAGAAGUACGUGCACAUGUAAAUACUCUAAUGAUCAUCUGCUAUUCAAUAGGAUAUGUAUUUCUAGCAUUUUUCUUAAUUUAAAAAUACAUUUAUAUGCCAGGAUGUCACAUAAACUGAGCUUUGGAUAAACUGAUAGGCCCUGCUACUGCCUUUGAACCUGCCAGGAUACAGCCUGCAUGUUGACUCGGGAUAAGGGUCUUAAGAUAGCCUAGAAUAAUGCUGGUUACCCCUCUCUAGCUGCUCUUCUGAAGGUGUUAUGCAUAGUCCCAGGCUUUUGUCCAGUAGCGCUAUGGUUUAUUGCCUUCUCUCCUAAUUCACCUCUGUGACAGGCUGGAGCAUCUGCGUUUUGCCUUACAAGUAUUUCCUUUUCUUACAGCACAGCUGUAUCACAUGGAGGUUGCAGUAUAUCUCAAAGGGAACAAUGUAUACCAGCCUUGCUACAUCUUUUUCUCUACCUCCAAGGCAGUCUAACUCUGUGCUCUUUUUUUUUGUUUUGUUUUGGAUUUUUUUUUUUCACUUAGAUUGCUUCUGGUACCCAGCAAUCGGCCUGAGCACUGCCAUGCUGAGUUGCACUCUGUGGUUUAGACAGUAUCUUCAGGACAAAAGAAUUUGAAGUUGCCACAUUCUUUCCAAGGCAUCUGAUAUAUCUAUCUCCCACAAGUAUUUGGGGAAAAUAAAACAUAAGAGCUUGCUGCCAAAGCAGUGGAGAAAGAGUGAAGUAGGUAGGGUGUGUCAGCAGGAAUGCUUGCUCGAAUGCUGGCAAAACCCUUCUCGAUACUGAGCCCUGGAUGGAGCAUGCCAUGAGGGCAUCCCCUACACAGAGGAAGCAGGAGCCCUGCCCAGCUUCUCUGUCUCGGGUUGCAGGGUAUGAAUAGAGGCACAUGUAUCACGUUACUAAGUACAGUGGCCUGUAACUAAAUAACACGGAAGCCAUGAGUGAAGUUCAGAAAGCUCUUUGGUGGCACUGUGGGCAACGCCGAGGAGCAAAGAUGAGCCUGGGGGCCCAACUUCAGAUGACGCCAUGGUGUUUCUCCUGCCUUCACUCCCCCUACCAGCCUCUCCCCCACCUCUCACCAGUCAGUACCUUUGUGAGAGGACUCAGUACAGCCAAGGAAGCAGCUCAGGCACUGCUGGCCCCUAGCUCAAACCCAGCAAAACACUUCUAGGAAUGCACUGAGCAGUCUGCCUCUCCAUUAACCUCUUAGCGUCAAUAUGGUUUGGGGGGGUCUACCCAGUACAAAUCCAUCCCAGUGUGUGUGAGCUCAUCCUGGCACUAUUUGAUUAUUGUCAGCAUAGAAAAUCAGAAAUGCAGACGAGAAAAACAGUCACAACAGAUUAAUAUCCAAGCCUAGUUUACCUCUCAGAAGGAUGCCAAUAGACAUCUUUCUAAGGGAAGCCUGGCAUGUGAGAUACAUUAGCCUCCUUAGAUACUUUCAGACACAAACACACAUUUUUUUUUUUUAUAUGGAAAGAGAUGCAAACAUCAUUUGAUAUCUAAUAGCUGCAUUCCAAAUUUAAGUUUUUAGAUUUUAGUUUUUGCCCUGUAAACAAAUGAGACCUCAAACCCAUUUGACACGUGUGAAGACUUUGCUGCCUUUAACAUGACUUUCCCAAGGUUUUCAUGUCUAGACUACCCUAGGGCACAGGUGCAGUUAUAAAGCUGCCUUGAGCAAUGUUUUAAUGUAGUCAGAAAAGCAGCUAUGAUGUAAAUGGCAAUCAUUCUUUAGCAAUAAUGUGGUAAACAGGGAAACUAUUUUUAAGGAAGAUGCCACUUUUCUAUUUCAUAUUCCUUGAUAAUAAGGUUAAAAUGUCAUUCUAUGUUUCCAAAAACUUUGUAAGAGCCCACGCUAGCUUUGGCCUGGCUGGAUUUAGCUAUUAUUUACAGUGAUACAAAUAACAGCAGAAUUGGCCUACUGCUUUGCAUUUCAUAUCCACAUAUAUAUAUUUUUAUAUACGCUGAGGAAAGUUAAAUACUUACUUCUGAACAGAAGUAAGAUUGUUCUUUUCAUUUUAUUAAUAAUUGGAUUGAAAAUAGGGUCAUGCAUUGAAUUGUGCUGGUAACUCAAAUAAAGUCCAUAUUUUGUGUUUAUGAUAUUGCAAUUUGCUUUAUAUAAUAAAAAUAACCAAAUGUUUACAUUACAGUAUGCAUUUUCUAUUAUUCUUUAAGCUGGUGUAUGAAUUAAUAUAACUGUAAGCACACAACAGCUGUUAUCUUUUCAUACAUUGCAAAUGACUAGUAACAGAAGGAAUCACUGUCUGUUUAAGGGGAGAGAGGUUCAGAUAAAUGUCUCUCCUAUAUUUGGAAAAAAAUCUGUAUCGUCUCAAUCUAAAUAAAUUCAUCUGCCUCACUAGUUCUCACACUGGCUGUCAUAAUAGUAAAAAAAACCAGCGGAAUCAGAUAUUCUUACUUAGCCAUCAAAACAACUAGGUGGGUUUUGGAGGUACUGCAAUGCAUAUUUUUAAAUCUGGUUAUAUUCCUCACCUGGUGUUACUCUGAGACAGAUGACUGUCUGCCAGCAUCAUGGUGUUCAUAUUCUAAGUUCAAAGACAAACAAAACAUGAAUUUCUCUGAAUUCUAAGGCUAUGUAGAUCAAUAAUAAGCUGAGCUGCAAUCAUACAAGAAGAAAGCUUAAGAAUGUAUGUUUUCUGUCCUGAAUUUUCCAAUCCUUGGAGCAGAGAACUUUAUUUUCUAUGCUAUAAAAAGCAGAUGGUUAUUUGCCACAAUAUAGGAACUAUGUAAGAUGAUCAAAUGGAGGAAGGUGAAGGCUCACUGUGUACAGAUACAGUGAAUGUUAUUUGCCUUCAUUUGAACAAAAUAUGCACAGCCCGUAUACAAAAAUCUGCAUCUCUGUGUAACAUCUGCAUAUACAUAGGGAAUGGAUGUCUCAGACGCAGAUAAAUCCUCAAGUCUUCAUGGAUGUAAAUAGCAGCUGGUCCUUGCAUUCCACCUGGACAGUGUUUCUGCCUAGGAAAGGAGGACACGCCUAGUAUAAUCAGUCCUGAAGUCCGCAUUUCUGGUGGAGAUAGAUGAAGUGCAGUGCUUAUGCUAGCCCCAAGCCCCCAUUAGUUCCAUAUGGACCCUUAUGCAGGGAUAUGAGGUUUUAGGCUGUAUUCUCCAGGAGAAGUACUAAUUUAAUCACCAUCUGCACUUAAGCGGUAGCACACAACAGAUUAAGACAUUUAACAAUAAAAUAAAAAGCUCUUUAUAUAGAUAAGUAUUUUAUUGGUAAAUUCAGACUGCCACAGGAUACCCAAACUUAUGUCACCUAUUCUGUGCCUCCUCCUUGCUCUCCUCAUUUACAGCCUAUACAAUGCUGGACCAAGAGAGAGAGAGAGAACAGUAAAUGUUUUAAAAUCUAAAUAGCUGUGAAAAGACAAGCAAAACAGAGCAGGAUCUUGGACUAAUCCUAUGUCCUGUGAAUUUUUCAAAUUAACUUGUAACUUCACACCAACUAAUGGUUCCCAGCUCUUCUGUUUGGAUCCCAAGUCUCUCUUGCUCAUUGUUUUCAUAGGAAUAUGCAAGUUAGCAAAAUGUCCACACGAUGGCAGUUCAGUCCCCAGCAAAAAGGUGACAAACAGGGAAGCUCAGCAUGCCCAAGCCUGCCCUCUUUCCUUCUUAGUGCUGUGUGGCUCCCAGGCAGACAAUAAACAUAACAGUCCCUUGGUAUCAUGUCCUUCACUCAAGGGUAUUGAAACAGGUUAGAAUACAAACGAAAGGUUUUAUUAAAACUUGUCAGAAUACAAACAAAAGGGUUUAUUAAAGCUCACCUUUAAAGACUGGAAUAUAAUACAGUCUACCCAGGCUGAGUAGUUAGGGAAGGGGAGUUAUCAGGUGGUAAUUACAUCUGCAUCAGAAGAUAGAUUAUUCUGAGAGCUUGCCUGUUCUAGACAGGGAUCAGAACUAUAUUACAUGGCUUCUCUACCUCAUCAAAAUGUAUAAAAUGCCAAAUAUUUUAUCACUUUCCUGUGAGCUGCUGACAAACAUGGUACAAGCAAGAAUUUUCCACAGGAUUUAUUCUGAGAGUGAUUUCAGAUGAAUGAACACCUUACAGAUACUUACAAUCUGUUCUUGAAGGAUACUGAAAAAAAAAAUUGAUGAAACUCAGAAAACCAGUAUUUCACCAGGAAGUUCAGUGAGUAGCUUUAAAGACAUGGUUUCAUUGGCUACCUUUAGUCUUCAAGCACUUUCUCUGGGUGAUGCCAUUCUUGUGGUUAGCUAUACCUUUCCUAGUGAUGAAUAUUUGAGACCAUGAUACAUAUAUUGUUUAACCAAAUAGGAAGGAAUGUUAGCUGCUUUUCUGAAAACAAGAGUUUUUCAAACUCCAGCCUUAACAGGCAAGAAUUUUUCUAAUAUUAAUUAAGAUAAACAGAAGUAGUAGUUAGAUAAUAAUGUUGAUCUUUGAGAAUAUAAUGACAACAUAAUUUCCAGAUUUUAAAAAAAUCUGUGUGAAAGCAUCUCUACCCAAACCAGAAGGGAAAAUAAUUCUAGGGUUGUUGCAAUUAUUUGAGACGAAAGAAGAAACUACCAGUCCAAGAAAAAACAAUUUUCAGAUUAAAUUUAACAUAAAUCCAAACAGUAUUUUAAAAUAUACAACCAGCUUUUGCCCCAUAAUUACAAAUAGUUUUUAACAUUUUAUACCCUUUGACUGUUACUACGAGUCAAUAUUUCUCUGAGGCUGUAAUGUGACAUUAUCACCAAACUCUUGUGCUAUGAAAUCUAAAGCCAGAAAACAAUGCUGGCACACCAAGCAUGUUUGGCAGAGCAGCCUUCUCCACUUACAGUCUGGAAGUCCAUGGAUGAAGUGAUUGGUUCUCCUAGGGCACUUUGAGUGUCCUUCCUCCCCUCUGCUGAGCAUGGUGGCCAGCCAAAAGGCAAAGCCCAGGGGCUCCUGACAGGCUUUCACAGUUUUAUGAUGAGUCUCCAGUCCUUCUGCUACCACCGAGACUUCCUGGGCUGAUGUGACCCAACUCCUGCUUUGCUCAGGCAGGGAAACCCAAACACAGGCAAGCUUUGGCCAUGCCUGCUAGAUGACGUGCUGGUUCCUAGGAACUUUAAAUGAAAAUCCUUGUCAUCCUUUGGGGUCUGCAGUACUAAACCUUUCUUUAGCGUAGCUCAUACUCCAAAGCCAGUGCAAUUUUUUUUUAUCUGCCUGGUUUUCAAGCAUUUUGUGAUCUAUGUUUCCAUGGCAAGUGUAGUCGGCCAGCAGGUGUCAGCAUCCAAGUUGCUAGUGAGGGAUACAUGGGCACGAAUCCACAUAGGAAAACAGCACAAAUAACACACAGAGUCAUAACUGCUACAGGUGCUUCUUAAAUUCUCCUUCACCACUGACUCCCCACUGACUCCCUUUCACUAACAGAUCAUUUAAAUUAUCUAUGUUUUGGAAUAAAAAUGAAAUCUUUCACCUUACACCAGCAUGUGCUGUUGUUGCUUCAUCAGCCUUUUUCUGCUCUCUGUGAUCUGCUGGUCUCAAACACAAGCAGCAAUGACACAAGAAAACUAAGGAAAACCUGCAGAUUGUGGUCCUUCAGCACAGCCAUUGCUUCCAUUUGGAAAUUGAAGUAAGCUGGCUCUUGGAGAUGCCGGGCAGAUGAUUCCCGCAUCAUAUGGACAAAACCAAGGGGGGGAGUGUGAGCUACAUCCUCUCCCUCCUGAUGCAGAGAAGUAUGGCCAUGUGGGAGCUGCCAUGGGAGGGGAGCAGGAGAAAGGCACCCCACUGGAAAUGGCAGGGAUGAAAACUCCUGCAGCAGCCUCAUAUGAUGAUGAGAAAUGUCAGAGACUCACAGAGAGCAAAAUAGACAUGAUAAAAAUCCAGGUGGCUUAGUAUCCUGCCUCCAGCCAGUUGAGUAAAGCUUGUAUGGAGAAACAGUGUGCAAGUGGAGUUGUCCUGUAAAAGCUUGACAGGCAAGUGGUGUGCUGUUUUUCUUUAAAGGGCAGCACAGUGUCCUGCUUCUCCUUCUCCUGCUGCAGUCAGAUCAAUAAGGACAGUAGAAAGGAGUGUCUGCCACCCUGCAUGAAAGGUGGGCAACCUUUGAAAGUACGGAUUGGGCACAGCAUCCAGCAGGCAGAGGCUGCAGCAUAGGGAAGAGGCCUCAGGUGCACGCAGCAGGUCUCAGAAGGGAGAGGAAGAAGCAGGGUGGGGUUUAUAGGAGAGUGUGGAGAUGGUUGCUGGGAUAAAAGGGCUACUGAGCUGGUGGCAGAAUGGGGAGACAAGAGGAUGCAGCGGGUGGUUUGUGUAUCCUCAGAGUCUAGGCCAUUCAGGGGGUCUUCCUGGGCCUUUUGGGGUCUUGCCAUUCCUCUUAGGAAUCCCCAGAGUGCUGAGCUCAUGCUGAAACCAGUGACGGCUCUGGGAUCCAUCCCCCAUCAUGCUCCCUGGCUCCUUGUGAGAUGAUUUAUUUAUUAGCCUCUGCAACAGCCUGUGGCAAUAGGUUCCUCCAUUUAACAAUUUGUUGGAAAAACGUCUUCCUCUCUUAGACCAGCUGCUGGAUCAUUUCUAUGGGUGCCUGCUUCUUCUUGAUCUGUACAAAGUAAUGAUUAGUUUGUAUUUGUCUCCAAGCCACUGAUGGUUUUCCAGAUCCCUGUCAUAACCUCUCUCAGUCAUUCUCUUUACAGUUUGGAGCUCCCACCUCUUCUGUCUCUGUUUCUUCACCUCUGCUGAGCUGGAACGAAGAGCAUGUGUGCUAUUCAUACACAGAGGGUGUGCCCUAGAGUCCUCGGUAUACUAAAACAGUCAGGCAUCUUCUUUUACUCACACUCCUAUAUCCUAAACACUGCCAAUGCUCUGCUUGCUUCUUUGGUCUGCACCAAGAAUUAAGUUGAUAUUUCCUGAACAGGUGCCACCACUGAAUAUAUAUCAUUGGGCUGGAUGUAUAGACAUAGUUUAUCUUUUCCCAUGCAUUACUUUUAAUUUACCAGAAAUUAUUUUCCACCAUUUUAUAGCU
This is a messenger RNA of Cuculus canorus (common cuckoo), 11915 nucleotides long. RefSeq names its product HHIP like 1 (gene HHIPL1). The transcript has 9 exons. Lineage: Eukaryota; Metazoa; Chordata; Aves; Cuculiformes; Cuculidae. Gene Ontology annotation, cellular component: membrane. Bases 174 to 2606 code for a protein of 810 amino acids. The record is from RefSeq and is a predicted model, not a curated record.